AUGGGUAGGGCUACUAACUCGAGAGCUAGAAAGCAGAGACAUGAUCCUCUUUUGAAAGAUCUGGAUAGUUCUCAAGGUAACUUGAAGAAAGUAAAGGACAAGAAGUCUCAGAAGGAUGGGGAAGAUAAUGAAGGAGGAAGAGAUGAUUAUGUGGAUGACAAGUCAUCAAGAAAGAUUCUACAAUUAGCUAGGGAACAACAGGAUGAAAUUGCAGAUGACGAAGAAAAAGAACAAUUGACCGCUAACAAUUCUAUGGCAAGAUUCCAAGUGAACUACGAAGAUGCAGAGAACGAAGAUGAAGAACAGACAGCAGGUCAAGACAUUUCAGAUUUCGAAAACGAUCUCGACGAGGCCAAUGAGGAAGAGGAGGAAAUGGUCCAAGUGGAUGAAGAAGAUGCAGCUAUAUUUGAUCAAUACUUCAAAAGUUCCAAAGAUUUUGAUUCCUUAGGUGGCAGCUACAAUUUAUCGGAUAAGAUCAUGGCAUCUAUUAGAGAAAAAGAAAUGGAAACCCAAGGAGGUACACAGUACAGUGAAUCAGAGGAGCAACCAUCUCAACAGGAGAGAGCACCAGGCGGCGAUGGUGUAGCGCUCCCCGAUAAAGUGAUAAGAGCAUAUACCGCCGUGGGUACUAUUCUUAAGACGUGGACCCACGGUAAGUUACCGAAACUGUUUAAAGUUUUGCCAUCUUUGAACAAUUGGCCAGAUGUGUUGUAUGUGACUAACCCUGAAGGAUGGUCACCACACGUUGUAUUUGAAGCCACUAAACUGUUUGUUUCCAAUUUGCAAGCACCUGAAGCUCAGAGAUUCGUCAACUUAGUUUUACUGGAAAGAUUCCGUGAAAAUAUCGAAACUUCUGAAGAUCACUCACUAAACUACCACAUCUAUCGAGCUUUGAAGAAAUCCCUGUACAAACCAAGUGCUUUCUUCAAAGGCUUUUUAUUUCCUCUAGUCGAAGGUGGGUGUAACAUUAGAGAAGCUACCAUUGCUGCAAGUGUGCUGGCUAAAAUUUCCGUACCUGUCUUACAUUCUUCAGCUGCCUUAAGUUACCUAUUAAGAUUACCAUUUUCACCACCAACUACGGUGUUCAUCAAAGUCCUUCUCGAUAAAAGAUAUGCUUUACCAUAUCAAACAGUGGACGAGUGCGUAUACUAUUUCAUGAGAUUUAGAGUACUAGACGAUGGAAGUAAUAGUGAGGAUGCUACAAGAGUCUUACCAGUGGUAUGGCACAAGGCAUUCCUAAGUUUUGCUCAAAGGUACAAGAAUGAUAUUACACAGGACCAAAGAGAUUUCCUAUUAGAGACUGUUCGUCAAAGAGGUCAUAAACUAAUUGGACCCGAAAUAAGAAGGGAACUGCUCGCAGGUGCUAGCAGGGAAUUUGUCGAUAACCCAGAGGGAAACGACGAAUUAAUGAUCGAUGUAAAAUAG
Molecule: messenger RNA, 1425 nt
Organism: Zygosaccharomyces rouxii
Lineage: Eukaryota; Fungi; Ascomycota; Saccharomycetes; Saccharomycetales; Saccharomycetaceae
Gene: ENP1
Product: snoRNA-binding rRNA-processing protein ENP1
Exons: 1
Coding region: 1-1425 (474 amino acids)
Biological process (GO): rRNA processing
Cellular component (GO): cytoplasm; preribosome, small subunit precursor; nucleolus
Molecular function (GO): snoRNA binding
Source: RefSeq, a predicted model, not a curated record